Cornus florida is the source of this 3138-nucleotide messenger RNA. RefSeq names its product 26S proteasome non-ATPase regulatory subunit 2 homolog A. The coding region runs from base 199 to 2874 and encodes 891 amino acids. The record is from RefSeq and is a predicted model, not a curated record. The transcript is spliced from 25 exons. NCBI's taxonomy places the organism in Eukaryota, Viridiplantae, Streptophyta, Magnoliopsida, Cornales, Cornaceae. Gene Ontology annotation, cellular component: proteasome regulatory particle, base subcomplex; nucleus; proteasome complex. Gene Ontology annotation, molecular function: enzyme regulator activity. Gene Ontology annotation, biological process: regulation of protein catabolic process; proteasome-mediated ubiquitin-dependent protein catabolic process.
GAGAGGAGGAGAAUAUCAAGUUUCUUGCGAGAAAGGAAAAGAAAAACUCUAUUUAUUAGCUAGCUACGGUUCUUUUCAACUCGAUUCAUCAUCGUCUAGGGUUAGAAAGUGGAGCUAUUCUAGACUUCUGUUCCAUUGUUCACUCUCUUCUCCCAGUUUCAGUGUCUUGUGUUCUAGGGUUUGUGUCUUGUAUAUUCAAUGGCGGAUCCGAACGCGAGCGGCAGCGGAACAACCCGAGAGGAGGCGUCCUUGAAGGUUCCGUCGAAGGACCCGAAGAAGAAGGAUGACAAGAAAGAAGACGAUCUGUCGGAGGAGGAUUUGGCAUUGAAGCAGCAAUUGGAGUUGUAUGUGGAGAGGGUUCAGGACUCCGAUCCAGGGCUACAGAAGAUGGCGCUCGAGAGUAUGAGGCAAGAAAUUCGUACCUCGACAAGCUCAAUGACUUCAGUUCCGAAGCCAUUGAAGUUUUUGCGCCCUCACUACGGUACGCUAAAAGCGUAUUAUGAAAUGAUGGCUGCAGAUUCAGAUUUAAAGAAACUCCUUGCUGACAUACUUUCGGUGUUGGCCUUGACCAUGUCAGCAGAAGGUGAAAGGGAGAGCUUAACAUAUCGAUUGUUAGGUUCUGAAGGUGACAUUGGUUCAUGGGGUCAUGAAUAUGUCAGGAACCUAGCUGGAGAAAUUGCACAAGAGUAUGCAAAGCGUCAGGGCGAAGAAGCCCCAAUAGAUGAUCUAAUGGAGCUUGUGCAACAAAUAGUUGCCUUCCAUAUGAAGCACAAUGCUGAACCUGAGGCUGUAGAUCUUUUGAUGGAGGUUGAAGACCUUGAUUUGUUACUGGAGUAUGUUGACACGACCAAUUUUAAAAGGACGUGCUUGUACCUAACUAGUGCAGCAAGAUAUCUUGCUGGACCAGAUGAUAUGCUAGUCCUAGAUAUUGCAUACAUGAUCUAUCUAAAAUUUGAAGAAUAUCCAAGUGCACUUCAGAUUGCAUUAAUCCUCGACAACAUGCAGUAUGUAAAGCAGGUUUUUACAUCUUCUGAUGAUCUGCUGCGAAAGAAGCAAUUCUGUUACAUCAUAGCUCGGCAUGGUACAACAUUUGAGCUUGAUGAGGAGAUGGCUGCAGAUGAUGAAGACAGGGAGGCAUUGCAAGAAAUCAUCAAUAACACUAAAUUAAGUGAAGGCUAUCUUACCCUUGCUCGUGAUAUAGAGGUUAUGGAGUCCAAAUCUCCCGAGGACAUUUAUAAGGCACAUUUGCUUGAUGGCCGGGCUAGUGCUGGUGCAAGUGUUGAUUCUGCCAGACAGAAUUUAGCUGCUACAUUUGUCAAUGCAUUUGUAAAUGCUGGCUUCGGACAGGAUAAGUUAAUGACAGUCCCAUCAGAAGCUUCAAGUGGUGGUUCUUCAGGCAACUGGCUUUUCAAAAAUAAAGAACAUGGGAAGGCCAGUGCUGCGGCAAGUCUGGGUAUGAUCCUGCUUUGGGAUGUUGAUUCUGGACUUGCUCAAAUUGACAAGUAUUUCCACAGCAAUGACAACCAUGUCAUUGCAGGUGCAUUACUGGGAGUUGGAAUUGUUAACUGCAGUAUUAAGAAUGAUUGUGAUCCUGCAUUGGCACUUCUUGCUGAUUACAUAGACAAAGAAGAUUGUUCUAUCAGAAUUGGUGCCAUAAUGGGCCUGGGCCUUGCGUAUGCAGGUGCUCAGAAUGAGCAGAUCCGCAGUAAAUUGACUCCUAUCCUUGGAGAUGCAAAAUCACCCCUUGAUGUGAUUGCAUUCACUGCAAUUUCAUUGGGCUUGGUAUAUGUGGGUUCCUGUAAUGAAGAGGUUGCUCAGGCAAUUAUAUUUGCAUUAAUGGACCGAAGUGAGUCAGAAUUAGGAGAGCCCCUAACACGACUUUUGCCUCUUGGUCUUGGUCUUUUAUACCUUGGCAAGCAGGAAAGUGUAGAGGCCACAGCAGAAGUUUCAAAGACAUUUAAUGAAAAAAUCAGAAAAUAUUGUGAUAUGACCUUGCUUUCUUGUGCCUAUGCUGGAACAGGGAAUGUGCUUAAGGUCCAACACCUUCUAGGUCAGUGUGGGCAACAUCUUGAGAAGGAUGCAACCCAUCAGGGAGCAGCUGUACUUGGACUUGCUAUGGUAGCAAUGGCUGAAGACCUGGGCCUUGAGAUGGAAAUUCGCUCAAUGGAGCAUCUGUUACAGUAUGGUGAGCAGAAUAUCAGAAGGGCAGUUCCUUUGGCCCUUGGUCUCCUAUGCAUUUCAAAUCCUAAGGUCAAUGUUAUGGACACGUUAAGUAGACUUAGUCAUGAUACUGAUACAGAAGUAGCAAUGGCUGCCAUAAUCUCCUUGGGGUUGAUAGGUGCAGGAACCAACAAUGCUAGAAUAGCUGGCAUGCUCCGUAACCUUUCGAGUUAUUACUACAAGGAAGCUAGCCUUCUCUUCUGUGUACGAAUUGCUCAAGGCCUCGUACAUCUGGGGAAGGGCUUGUUGACUCUUUCUCCAUACCAUUCUGAACGCUUCUUAUUAUGCCCGACGGCACUGGCUGGAAUAGUGACCCUGUUGCAUGCAUGUCUUGACAUGAAAGCCAUCAUACUGACGAAAUACCAUUAUGUCCUUUACUUCCUGGUUUUGGCAAUGCAGCCAAGAAUGCUGUUGACAGUGGAUGAAAAUCUGAAACCUUUGUCAGUACCUGUUCGGGUAGGCCAAGCGGUUGAUGUUGUUGGUCAAGCAGGUCGACCCAAGACCAUUACUGGUUUCCAGACUCACUCAACCCCAGUACUUCUGGCUGCUGGGGAUAGAGCAGAACUUGCAACAGAAAAGUAUGUUCCCCUUUCUCCUAUUUUGGAGGGCUUUGUAAUUUUGAAAGAGAACCCAGACUACAGAGACGAGCAAUAGGUGGAUCUACUUUGAUUCCAAUUCCAACCCGGUCAAGUAAAAUUUGAUUCCAAUAGUUACUCAGGCCCUGUAAAAUUUAAUAUCUUUAUUUGGGAUGGAAUAUUGGAUUUGAAUUUGUAUUCAGGCACCCCCUUCCUUCUCUUUUGUUAAACCAAAUUUUCAGAGCGCAAUCUGGUUUGCCAGUUUUGGUUGCUUUUAUACAAUGAAUCAAAAGCAGUGUACCGUUUUAGCAUGCUACAUUCUGACGGACUGUUUUGCUUUUCA